CUAUGCAUAUUCCAAAAGAGCAAAGUAUAUGAAAAUGACAAUACAGAAAACCUUUUUCUCUCUGGAGUCACACAAUAGGUACAACCUCCAAUAAGAAAAGUACAACACUUUAUCCAAAAAAGACCUUCGCCUGUAAGAAAUCAACAAAAUCAUCACCUUUUUGUUAAAUCUUUGCAACAUUUUGGACAUACCCCUUUAAAGAGGACUCAAAGGGUGUCAAAAAAAAAUGAUAAAAGAGGAGCAAUUGAUGCAAUCAAGAAAUCAAGAAAAUUACCUGCUAUAAGAAAUCAAGAAAAUCACUCACCAUUUCCAUUGUCAUCAUCAUUUGUUUGUAGAUCUUUGUAAAAUUUUGAACAUACCCUUUGAAAGAGUACCAAAAAGGCGUGACGAGAAUGCAGAGGUAAGAGAAUUAGUAAAAGACGAGCCACAAAUAGGUAGUAGGUACAACCUCCAAAUAGAAAAGUACAAUACUUGAGUCCCAAAAGACCUUCACUUGUUAGAAAUCAACAAAAUUGUUCAAAUCUUUGUAAAAUUCUGAGCAUACUCUUUGAAAGAAGACUCAAAAGGGUGUCAGAAAAAUGGUAAAAGAGGAGCAAUUGAUGGAAGAAAAAUGAAAUCUUGAAAAAUAGGUACAACUUCCAAAAAGAAAAGUACAACAGUUGAAUCUUGAAAGAUCUUCACCUGUAAGAAAUCAACAAAAUCUCCAAUACCCUUUGAAAGAAGACUCAAAAGGGUGUCAGAAAAAUGAUAAAAGAGGAGGCAUUGAUGGAAGAAAAAUGCAAUCUUGAAGAUGAGCCAAAGAACAGAAAAUGCAAGAAUGUAAUAGAAGAAAUAGCAGAGAAGUUGAAGAAUGAAGUGUGUGAAGAGGGAAAGAUUGAAGCAGCUAAAGAUAUUAGGAAACUGGUGAGGAAGUCAUCGUCUUCAGGGAAGACACGUGUCCGGUUUGCUGCUGCUGGUGUUAUUCCACCGUUGGUUGAUAUGCUUCAAGGUUGUUCUUAUUCUUUACUUGCUCGUGAGGCUGCUCUAUUAGCUCUCCUUAAUCUUGCCUCCCGUAAUGAAAGAAACAAAAUAAGGAUCGUUGCAUCCGGUGCCAUCCCUCCUCUUGUGGAGCUCCUGAAGUUCCAAAAUGGCAAUUUGAAAGAACUAGCAACUGCUGCUAUUUUGACACUGUCAGCUGCUGCAACCAACAAACCGACAAUAGCUGCAUCUGGAGUUGCACCUCUUCUGGUGCAGAUCCUGAGUUCAGGCACUGUUCAAGGAAGGGUUGAUUCCGUCACAGCCCUCCACAAUCUCUCCACAAGCAUAGAAGAUCCCAAGUUAGUUCUUGAUCCUAGAGCGGUUUUCCCGCUAAUGAAUCUCCUCAAAGACUGCAAGAAAUAUUCCAAGUUCGCCGAGAAAACCACAGCCCUAUUGGAAAUCCUAUCUAAUUCUGAAGAGGGAAGAGAUGCAAUCACAAAUGCAGAUGGCGGAAUACUCACUCUGGUGGAGACUGUUGAAGACGGGUCCCUCAUCAGCACGGAACACGCUGUUAGGGUUUUGCUGUCAUUGUGUCAAAGCAGCCGAGACAAAUACAGGGAACUCAUUCUCAAAGAAGGCGCUAUUCCAGGCCUUUUACGGUUAACUGCAGAGGGCACACCUCAAGCUCAGGAUAGAGCUAGAACGCUUUUGGACUUGCUUCGAGACACUCCUCCUGAAAGCAGAUUCUCAUCUUCCACAUUGGAAAGAAUAGUGUACGACUUUGCUGCACAAGUUGAUGGAACGGAUAAAGCUGCUGAAACAGCCAAGAGAUUGUUGCAAGACAUGGUUCACAGAAGUAUGGAGCUAAGCACGAGUCGUUUACAGUUACGGGCUUCAUCUUGUACCCCUUCAAAGGUGCAGUCUUUAUGAAUAAUUAGGUAGUUUCAGGUUUUCAGAUAGACCGGUAUAUAGCCAAGAAAAUGAAGCUAUGUAAAUGGAGUAUAUUAGCUCUUCUUCCUCUGCCCGAUUUUAUGUGGAAAGACGCGGAGUUGCAAAGACCAUAUAACUAGAAACUGGUAGCUAGUAGAUAGUAUAUGCUGGUGGUAACACCAGUGGAAGGAUAAGGUGAUUUUCUUGACCUUAAUGAGCAUUGUACAUUUCUAAUUUAAUCACUCAUUUGUAAAGUUUGCAAUUA
Molecule: messenger RNA, 2152 nt
Organism: Lycium barbarum (goji berry)
Lineage: Eukaryota; Viridiplantae; Streptophyta; Magnoliopsida; Solanales; Solanaceae
Product: U-box domain-containing protein 4
Exons: 2
Coding region: 745-1887 (380 amino acids)
Cellular component (GO): nucleus; cytoplasm
Molecular function (GO): protein binding
Source: RefSeq, a predicted model, not a curated record